AAUAAAUCUAAGAUGUUUAAAUUUUUAAUUAUUGUUAUUGUUUUCCUUAGAUAUUACUUGUGUAAUGGACAAGUGCUGCAGAUUGGAUUGUGUCCAGAAGUAGAAAGUAUGAAAUAUUUUGAAAUGGAAAAGUUCCUUGGAACGUGGUACGAGAUGCAACGGUUUCCAACCUGGUAUGAAGACUACGGCCAAUGCGCUUACAAGAUCUUCGACUAUUGUGGACGAAGACUGGAGAUCAGCCAUGGCUACAUCAAGGACAGAGUAGAAUAUGUGCUCCACGUGAACACGACCUAUGCCCCUGGAGAUGAAGCAGUAUUCACAACACCAAAAAGUAAUAUAGAUCCUGUGGGGAUUCCCUUGGUGGUAGUUGAUACAGACUAUAAAGACUACGCCGUAAUAUAUGGAUGUAAGAGUGAUGAUUUACGUAUAAAAUACAUCUCUGCAUGGAUUCUUUCGAGAUCUUACUCACUGGACGAGGAAACAUUAUCAAAAGCUCGAGAUAUUCUGGUCAAAAGAACAUCGUCGAGUGCAGUUUAUUUAGAAACAGUACACCACAGUCCAGAAUUGUGUGAUUCAUAUUGGACGGCUCAUGUGCAAGCACAGUAUGUCAAUACUACAGAGGUCGAUGAAGAAGUAGAAGGGAGAAAGAGAAUGACUAAAUAUUAUCAAAACAUAGACAAUAAAUGA
This is a messenger RNA of Aricia agestis (brown argus), 687 nucleotides long. RefSeq names its product lopap-like. The transcript is spliced from 4 exons. Bases 13 to 687 code for a protein of 224 amino acids. The record is from RefSeq and is a predicted model, not a curated record. Lineage: Eukaryota; Metazoa; Arthropoda; Insecta; Lepidoptera; Lycaenidae. Gene Ontology annotation, molecular function: pigment binding.